Propithecus coquereli (Coquerel's sifaka) is the source of this 5954-nucleotide messenger RNA. RefSeq names its product pecanex homolog (Drosophila) (gene PCNX1). NCBI's taxonomy places the organism in Eukaryota, Metazoa, Chordata, Mammalia, Primates, Indriidae. Gene Ontology annotation, cellular component: membrane. The transcript is spliced from 29 exons. The record is from RefSeq and is a predicted model, not a curated record.
CCUGGGCCUGCCCUUCACCCUCUACAUGGCCCUUCCUUCUUCCAUGAUUAUAGUAGCAGUUUAUUGUCCUGUGAUAGCUGCCGUUUUCAUUGUUCUGAAGAUGGUCAACUAUCGACUACACAGAGCCCUUGAUGCCGGAGAAGUUGUAGAUAGGAAUGCAAAUGAGUUCACAGAUCAGCGAGCCAAAGCUGAGCAAGGCAACUGUUCAACCAGGAGAAAAGACAGCAACGGACCGAGUGAUCCUGGUGGAGGGAUUGAAAUGUCUGAGUUCAUUCGAGAGGCCACACCGCCAGUUGGUUGCAGUUCAAGAAAUUCUUAUGCGGGUCUGGAUCCAAGCAACCAGAUUGGAUCUGGCUCCUCUCGUCUUGGAACAGCAGCAACUAUUAAAGGAGAUACAGACACUGCUAAGACUUCUGAUGAUAUCAGUUUAAGUCUGGGCCAGAGCUCUAGUCUUUGUAAGGAAGGAAGUGAAGAACAAGAUUUGGCAACUGAUCGGAAGCUCUUUCGUCUGGUCUCCAAUGACUCCUUCGUCUCCAUUCAGCCUUCCUUAUCCUCUUGUGGACAGGACUUACCAAAGGACGUCAGUGACAAAGUGAGCCUGCCAAGUCAUAGCCACCACCACCACAUUGAUCAGUCUCUGUCCAAUGCCUGUGACACAGAAGUAGCUUCUCUUGUACCUUUACAUUCACACUCUUAUAGGAAAGAUCACCGGCCACGAGGUGUACCACGGACCUCUAGCUCUGCUGUGGCUUUUCCUGACACUUCACUGAAUGACUUCCCUCUUUAUCAGCAAAGACGUGGGUUAGAUCCAGUUAGUGAGUUAGAAUCUUCCAGACCUCAUUCUGGAUCCAAAGAAUCCUUGGUGGAAAAUUCUUGUUUAUCUGGGGAAUUUCAGCUUGCUGGUGACUUGAGAAAGAGUAAUUCUCAGCCACCCACAAAAAGUGGGAAGAGCAAACCUCUGAAAGCAGACAAAAGCGUGGACAGCUUGAGGAGCCUGAGUACACGGAGUAGUGGGUCAACAGAGAGCUACUGCAGUGGGACAGACCGGGACACCAACAGUACUGUCAGCAGCUAUAAAAGUGAGCAGACCAGCUCAACUCACAUAGAGAGCAUCUUGUCAGAGCACGAGGAGUCUCCUAAAGUAGGAAUGAAGAGUGGCAGGAAAAAAGAGUGCUGCGCUGACCCAGAAGAGAAGAGUAGCUGUCCCAGUGACAAAAGGACUUGCAGUGAAAAGACUGUGGUGGAAGUGAGUGCAAACGGUGGGGCUCCCGAGGCCAAGGACUCCAACACCUCGGAAGAGAUGCACAGCCAGAGGAAGCUGAGCACCUCUGCCUCUGAAGAAGCCAAUACAAAUCCCCAUGCAAACGAGGUUACUUCCCAGGGGGACAGACCACAUGCAAACACAGUGGAAAAUAAAGAGGAGCAGAGUGAUAAGUCAGCUGUUUCAGUGGAUUCAAAAGUGUGUAAAGAUGUUGGCGGAAAGCAAAAGGAAGGGGAUGUCCGACCUAAAUCUUCUAGUGUAAUCCACCGGACAGCCUCUGCCCACAAGCCAGGCAGGAGACGGACAGGAAAAAAGCGGGCCAGCAGUUUUGAUUCUAGUCGGCAUAGGGACUAUGUUUCCUUUCGAGGUGUUUCUGGUACCAAACCACAUAGUGCUAUAUUUUGUCAUGAUGAGGACUCCAGUGAUCAAAGUGACUUGAGUAGAGCAUCAAGUGUUCAGUCUGCUCACCAGUUCAGCAGCGACAGCUCUUCUAGCACCACUUCUCAUUCCUGUCAGUCUCCUGAGGGCAGGUACAGUGCUCUCAAGACCAAACAUACUCAUAAAGAAAGGGGAACUGACUCUGACCACACACACAAAGCUCAUUUGGGUCCUGAAGGAACUGGCAAAAAGCGAGCAACACGUCGGACUUCCAGCACAAAUAGUGCCAAGACUCGUGCCCGAGUGUUGAGCUUGGACAGUGGCACGGUAGCGUGUUUGAAUGACUCAAACAGGCUAAUGGCACCUGAGAGUAUAAAACCCUUAACCACUUCCAAAUCAGAUCUUGAGGCCAAAGAGGGAGAGGUGCUAGAUGAGCUAUCUUUACUGGGACGGGCUUCCCAGUUAGAGACAGUCACUCGAUCUAGGAAUAGCUUGCCAAGCCAGGUUGCAUUUCCUGAAGUGGAGGAGCAAGAUGCAGUCAGUGGAGGUAAGUUCUCUUCUACGAUCUAUGAGACUGGUGGCUGUGAUAUGUCACUUGUGAAUUUUGAACCAGCAGCAAGAAGAGCAUCUAAUAUCUGUAACUCUUGAAUUUGUGAUUUGCCUGAAGACAUUUUAAGCCUUUCAAUGCUGACUUUCUUUUAGCUCUCUCUCCCACAGAUUCGAUUGAAUAGACUAUUGACCAUUGAUACAGAUUUGUUGGAGCAACAGGACAUUGAUCUAAGCCCUGACUUGGCAGCUACUUAUGGUCCAACAGAAGAAGCUGCCCAAAAGGUUAAACACUAUUAUCGCUUCUGGAUCCUACCCCAACUGUGGAUCGGCAUUAACUUUGACAGACUGACACUUUUGGCCUUGUUUGAUAGAAAUCGUGAGAUCCUGGAAAAUGUAUUAGCUGUCAUCCUGGCUAUUCUUGUGGCUUUUUUGGGAUCUAUUCUUCUCAUCCAAGGCUUCUUCAGAGAUAUCUGGGUCUUCCAGUUCUGCCUGGUCAUAGCCAGCUGUCAAUACUCGCUACUUAAGAGUGUUCAACCAGAUUCUUCUUCUCCCAGACAUGGUCAUAAUCGUAUCAUUGCCUACAGUAGACCAGUUUAUUUCUGUUUAUGUUGUGGACUUAUUUGGCUCUUGGAUUAUGGUAGUAGAAACCUGACUGCAAACAAGUUCAAAUUAUAUGGAAUAACUUUCACCAAUCCACUGGUGUUUAUAUCAGCCAGGGAUUUAGUUAUAGUGUUUACACUCUGUUUCCCAAUAGUAUUUUUCAUUGGUCUCCUGCCUCAGGUGAAUACAUUUGUAAUGUACCUUUGUGAACAAUUGGAUAUUCAUAUCUUUGGUGGUAAUGCCACUACAAGCCUACUUGCAGCACUUUACAGUUUUAUCUGCAGCAUUGUGGCAGUAGCUUUAUUAUAUGGAUUGUGUUAUGGAGCUUUAAAGGAUUCUUGGGAUGGCCAGCAUAUUCCAGUACUUUUCUCCAUUUUUUGUGGUUUGUUAGUGGCAGUAUCCUAUCAUCUCAGUCGACAAAGCAGUGAUCCAUCUGUACUUUUUUCUUUGGUGCAAUCCAAGAUUUUUCCAAAAACAGAAGAGAAAAAUCCAGAAGACCCUCUAUCUGAAGUAAAAGAUCCACUGCCUGAAAAACUUAGAAAUUCUGUUGGUGAGCGUUUACAGUCUGACCUAGUAGUAUGCAUUGUAAUUGGUGUGCUGUAUUUUGCUAUUCAUGUAAGCACAGUCUUCACAGCAUUGCAGCCUGCUCUCAAGUAUGUGUUGUAUGCACUGGUUGGCUUUGUGGGGUUUGUAACCCAUUAUGUACUGCCUCAAGUUAGAAAACAACUACCGUGGCACUGUUUCUCUCAUCCUCUGCUAAAGACAGUGGAGUAUAACCAAUAUGAAGUUCGAAAUGCAGCCACUAUGAUGUGGUUUGAGAAACUUCAUGUGUGGCUUCUUUUUGUGGAGAAGAAUAUCAUCUAUCCAUUGAUUGUUCUUAAUGAACUUAGUAGCAGUGCCGAGAAAAUUGCUAGUCCAAAAAAAUUGGAUACAGAAUUAGGUGCUUUAAUGAUCACCGUUGCUGGUUUGAAGUUGCUACGAUCCUCAUUUAGCAGCCCUACAUAUCAAUAUGUCACAGUCAUCUUUACUGUGCUCUUUUUCAAAUUUGACUAUGAAGCCUUUUCAGAGACCAUGCUUUUGGAUCUCUUCUUCAUGUCCAUACUCUUCCACAAGCUUUGGGAACUCCUUUAUAAAUUGCAGUUCGUGUAUACCUACAUUGCCCCGUGGCAGAUUACAUGGGGUUCUGCCUUCCAUGCUUUUGCUCAACCCUUUGCAGUGCCCCAUUCAGCCAUGUUGUUUAUUCAGGCUGUCGUGUCGGCCUUCUUCUCUACUCCACUGAACCCUUUUCUGGGAAGUGCAAUAUUCAUCACUUCAUACGUUCGACCUGUGAAAUUCUGGGAGAGAGACUAUAAUACAAAGCGAGUGGAUCAUUCAAAUACCAGAUUGGCUUCCCAGCUUGAUAGAAAUCCAGGAUCAGAUGACAACAAUCUGAAUUCCAUCUUUUAUGAACAUUUAACUAGAUCCCUGCAACACAGUCUCUGUGGUGAUUUGCUACUAGGACGGUGGGGAAACUACAGUACAGGGGACUGUUUCAUCCUUGCCUCUGACUAUCUGAAUGCAUUAGUACACCUCAUAGAGAUAGGCAAUGGUCUGAUCACUUUCCAGCUGCGGGGACUUGAAUUCAGAGGAGAUUUCCGUAUUUCUUCAAUUCGAGAUGAAUGGAUCUUUGCUGACAUGGAAUUGCUAAGAAAAGUAGUCGUCCCUGGAAUCCGUAUGUCCAUUAAACUUCAUCAGGUGAAUAAGGAAUGUGUCCGAGGUCUCUGGGCAGGGCAACAGCAGGAGCUUGUUUUUCUACGUAACCGUAACCCAGAGAGAGGUAGCAUCCAAAAUGCAAAGCAAGCCCUGAGAAACAUGAUAAACUCAUCUUGUGACCAACCUAUUGGCUACCCAAUCUUUGUCUCACCCCUGACAACUUCUUAUUCUGACAGCCAUGAACAGCUUAAAGAUAUUCUUGGGGGACCUAUCAGCUUGGGAAAUAUCAGAAACUUCAUAGUGUCAACCUGGCACAGGCUAAGGAAAGGUUGUGGAGCCGGAUGUAACAGUGGUGGCAACAUUGAGGAUUCUGAUGCUGGAGGUGGAACUUCCUGCACUGGUAACAAUGCUACCACUGCCAAUGAUCCCCACAGCAACGUGUCCCAGGGCAGCACUGGGAAUCCCGGGCAAGGAUCAGGAGCAGGACUCCAUCCACCUGUCACAUCUUACCCCCCAGCGCUAGGCACCAGCCACAGCUCUCACUCCGUGCAGUCAAGCCUGGUCAGACAGUCCCCUGCCCGGGCCUCAGUAGCCAGCCAGUCUUCCUACUGCUACAGCAGCCGGCAUUCGUCUCUCCGCAUGUCCACCACGGGAUUUGUGCCUUGUCGGCGCUCUUCCACCAGUCAAAUUUCACUUCGAAACUUGCCGUCAUCCAUCCAGUCCCGCCUGUCUAUGGUCAACCAGAUGGAGCCCUCCAGUCAGAGCGGCAUAGCCUGUGUGCAGCAUGGCCUCCCCUCUUCCAGCAGCUCCAGCCAAAGCAUCCCAGCCUGCAAACAUCACACUCUCGUGGGCUUUCUUGGGACAGAGGGAGGUCAGAGCAGUGCCACUGAUGCACAGCCAGGCACCACCUUAAGUCCCGCCAAUAAUUCACACACCAAAAAGGGGGAAGUGAUUUAUAGAGUCCAAAUUGUGGAUCCCAGUCAAAUUCUGGAAGGGAUCAACCUAUCAAAAAGGAAAGAACUACAGUGGCCUGAUGAGGGAAUUCGGUUAAAAGCUGGGAGAAAUAGCUGGAAAGACUGGAGUCCUCAGGAGGGCAUGGAAGGCCAUGUGAUUCACCGAUGGGUGCCUUGCAGCAGAGAUCCAGGUACUAGAUCCCACAUCGACAAGGCAGUGCUUCUGGUCCAGAUUGAUGAUAAAUAUGUGACUGUAAUUGAAACUGGGGUACUAGAACUUGGGGCUGAAGUGUGAGCCAGUGUUUUAUAACUACAUUUCUUUUUCCCUCUCAAUUCCAAGACGUUGGAAAGAGAGGAGCAAGCAGAAGAUGCCCGCAGGUAUCACUUCGAUCCUCUGUGGGAGAGGCUUGAAAACAGUGAGCUUGGUUCAGCACCUCUCCUUUGCCGUUCACCCUGGCGCCUGUCACUGUCUCCAUCCCCAAAUAAAGCUGAAUAUUUUUUUAAGUUAGCUGCCAAGAAAA